Hordeum vulgare subsp. vulgare (domesticated barley) is the source of this 1845-nucleotide messenger RNA. RefSeq lists its product as uncharacterized. Lineage: Eukaryota; Viridiplantae; Streptophyta; Magnoliopsida; Poales; Poaceae. The transcript is spliced from 4 exons. The record is from RefSeq and is a predicted model, not a curated record. The coding region runs from base 127 to 1659 and encodes 510 amino acids. Gene Ontology annotation, molecular function: protein binding.
UGUUUCCCAUUCCCCACCCCCGUUCAACCAGCGAUUCGAGUUUGAUCUUCCCCCGGUGGUUCCUCAAGUCGAAUCGAAGUGGUCAUCGCCUUGGGAACAGUCGGAUCGAGGGUUCCUCACGGAUCCAUGGAAGAGGCUGAUGCCGAGGUGCCGCCGCCGCGUCCCGGCGGAGGAGCUGACCGCCUCAGCGCCCUCCCCGACGAUAUGCUCCUCCUGGUCCUUGCGCGCUUACGCUGCGCCCGCAGCGCCGCGCGCACCGGCGUCCUCUCACGCCGCUGGCGGGGUCUCUGGGCCCACCUCCCGGAUCUCACCUUCCGCGGCGUCGCGCCCGCCCAGAUCGAGGCCGCGCUCGCCGGCUUGGCUGCUUCACCUUGGGUCUCCAACGCCCUCGACAUCGAGAUCUCUCCGGGACACUGUGGCGAUGAUGCUCGCUUGUCCUCGCUCCAGCACGCCGCGGCGACGUUCUCGACGGAGGAGCCGGGCUACUGUGGCGAUGAUGCUCGCUUGUCCUCGCUCCUGCACGCCGCGCUCCUGCACGCCGCGGCGAGGUUCUCACCGCAGGAGCUGCUCUUCAGUUGCCAAAAUGACGGGUACAUUCAAGCGGCCCUGCCCUGCUUCCCGCGUGCUACGUCAAUACAGAUCGACUGGGGCGGCCUCAUCUGCUUCACACAGCUGCCGGCCGCCGAGUUCCAGGCUCUCGAGAUACUAUCCCUCAAAGGCUGCAGCAUCGCCGACCUCGCCGCCCUGGUCACCCUCUGCCCGCGCCUGCGCGUGCUCAGGGUGACGGCAUCUAUGCCUCACUUCAUGGUCCACUCGGCGUCGCUGGAGACGCUUGAUGUCAGCAGUGCCGUGGAAUGGAGUAGCAUCGACAUCGUGACGCCCAUGCUUAAGCAUUUGAAAAUGCAGAUCGAUGCCGACAUGGACCUCAGCAUCUCCAUCUUGGCACCAAUGGUGGAGAAGCUUGAGUGGAACUGCUUUUUCACACAGUUGACUCUCGUGUUUGGUUUUUGGAGUCUCGAGAACAUGGACUUCAUGCCGAUUGACAACCAUGAAGACCGUGACUACUGGCGAAAGGAAGACACGUGCUCACAGCUCCGUCCGGUUCAUGUCCUCCACCUGGAUCUAUCGGUCCCGGAUCCAUUGUAUGAUGAGUUGGACUUUGCAAAAGAGGUGCAAGUUGCACAAGAGAUGGCGAAGCUCCCGGUUGCCGACUUCUCGGUGUUGAAGCUAACUCUUGAAAUGCCUGGACAUGUUUUUGGAGCACUUGUGUUGCGUCUCUUUGGGUUACAUCAGAUUUGUGCCGUUACGGAAAGGCUUAUAGUCGUCAUACCAUUUUCGCACGAGCAGAGGCAAGCAUGUCCAGAAAAUUGCCCUUGUGACGAGCCAAAAAAUUGGAGAUGCCAAAGUAUCUCGUUGACCCGUCUUGAAGAAGUGCAGAUCCACGGCUUCACUGGAGAAGAUCAUGAAUAUGAUUUCUUAAAACUGAUAUUCAGAUCCUCGCCAAUGCUUAACAGAGUGACUCUGAAACUGGUCCCUGAGUUUGGAGGUUCCAUCAAGGAAAUCUACGACACUUUCUCAUCGAAUCCUUCUGUGAAGGGUUGUGUUUAUGCCAGCAAUGGCGGACUGGUUCAGCAACUAUCUGAUGAGCAUGCUCCAUGAUGCAACAAGAUUGUUUCGUGCGAGGCGGGGGUGCAACUAGUAUAUUUAUUAUCCUUACCUGUUAUUGUUCUUAAGUUAGGAGGAUGCAACUAUGUAAUCCUUAUCCUUAGAUGGUAUUGUCAGAACCUAAACUGAUGCAAUGACUUGGAACAUGUUACCUAUAAAGGCUGUGAGUUGCAUGGUUCU